Messenger RNA from Betta splendens (Siamese fighting fish), 2627 nucleotides. RefSeq lists its product as uncharacterized. The record is from RefSeq and is a predicted model, not a curated record. Lineage: Eukaryota; Metazoa; Chordata; Actinopteri; Anabantiformes; Osphronemidae. The transcript has 11 exons. Bases 983 to 1786 code for a protein of 267 amino acids.
CUACAUCUGUUUGCUCAGACACACACACACACACACACACACACACACACACACACACACACACACACACACACACACACACACACACACACACACACACACACACAGACGUAUGGGCUCAUCACCAGCAAGGCCACCUCGAACAUUGCCUCAAAGCUCAACCAAAAAGUGCUUCUCAGACACAUGCCUGACCUCUUCUCAGCCGGAUCUUGUUUGCAUAGUUUGGAAUGUCUCCAUAUGUUCUUUUAUUUAUACCAGUCUUCCUUUUUUGAAACCCAAAUGUUUGCUCUGAUCUCAUCCCACGAUUUCUUGCAGGCAUAUGUGCAUUUGUUGAGUCCCGUCAUGUGUCUCCUGGGUUAUGGAAGCAUUCGACAUGUUCAAUCAAGAUCCUCGUCAGAACAGACACACACGUCUCACCAUACCAAAAUUAAGCUUCUCUCAAUGCAAAAAUGUAUAAUAAUUUUAAUGAACAAAUUGAAUAAAAUAUUUUGUUUUUCACUGUUUUGUUUUGUUUUGUUUUGUUCCAGGUCUCUGCUCUCACGAGCAGAGACCUGGAACAAACUAAAGAGAAGCUAAGCCAGGAGGAGUUUGUCUGCUCGGAGCUGGCGUCGGUGCAGGAGACGCUGUACAACACGGCUGGACAGCUGCUGAGUACAGUCGACGCCAGCACCAGUGAUGUCUCUGGUCUCCAUGAGAAGCUGGACAGAAAGAACAAGGUGGAGCAGCACAACAAUCAGAUCCAGCAGAGUUUUGCAGAGAGGAUGGAUGCAGCGUUCAGCAACAUGCAGCGCUGCAUUCAGCAGCAAGGAAUUAAACACCAUGAAAUGCUGAGCAGCUGCUCGCAGGCCGUUGACCGUUUGCUCCUGACUAACGAGUCCUCCCUGAAAGAAGCCGUGGCCACCGUGGAUCGGUCCUCGAACGAGUCGGGCAGCUGGUGGCUGUGUCUGUGUCUGGCUUUCAGGUGAAGGUGCAGGAGCAGCGCAUGGUGUUUCAGCAGGACAAGCACACUCUGCUGGAGCUGCUGGAAGAGCAUCGACAGGAUAUGGAGGAGCUCCUGGUGGAUCAGAGUUUGAUGAGUUUAUCAGCUGUUAAGGAACUGAACCAGACUCUGAGGGCCUCAGUGGAGACGCAGCGAGCUCUGGCUGAUCAGGUGGAGGGGAUGAAGGAGUCUGGCGUGUUCCUCAGCGGCUUGGUGCAGGACCUGGCAGGGCUGCAUGACGUCGCUGUGCAGGGUCUGACAGCUCUGCAGAGUGAACACGACCAGCUGGCCGAGCAGAUCAGACGAGCUCAGGAGAGACAUGAGACGGGUAUGAAGCGAACCAUGGACCAAAUCAACCUGCUGCUCCUGGAGGCUCAGAAGAACUACGCUGAUCUGCACACGAGCGCUACAGCUCUACAGAAACCUGUGCAGAGCACCCAGCACCACCUCAGCAGCGGCCUCAGCACAGCCAAGCAUCAGGCCUCGACGCAGGCGGACCUCCUCUCCUCCACCUUCUCCUACCUCUCUUCCUCACUGCGUCUGAACGCUGACGAGAGCCGCCAGACGCUGGAGGAGAUGGCCGGCAGCACCUCCUACCUCCACAGCACCGUGUCCGUUCUGGUGGAGCGUGAGAGCGUCAGCUCUGCUGAGAAGGACGGCGGUAGAGAACCUGAUGUAGAGAACGUCAUAUCCCCCCCUUCUACAUAUUCACCACCCGCUCAGAAGAACAAAACCACAAGACGGAAAAAGACCAGCGUCAAGGAUCGAGCUGUUCGUCCUGCCCGGACAAAAAGGAGCAGUGAUUAGGAAAACGCGUGCAAGGCUUCUCCUACUCAUCAUCAGCACAUCAGCAGUGUUCCUUCUGUGUGCCGUUUUGUAACCGUCCGCAGACGUGGCGCUGCCACCAAACACCAGCUCCCUAAGAAAAGAAUCAGUGUGCUCAACUCUUCAAAUGACUUUUCCUCUGGAUAUUUUUCUGCCAAAAGGAUUCUUCGACCUAUCAGGAGAAGCAAGGCACCUUCAACAUUUAUUUUGUCCAGUGCAGAGAACUCAGUGAAUGUUGCAGGACCUUCCAGUGUACCCACCAAUCCCCUUCAAGAGAUAUCCCUUAAUGAGUCAUCAGACCCCAGCAAUAGACCCUGCUCCAGGAAACCCAUUUUUUGCUCCACACCCCAGCAGGCUCCCUCAGAAAACAUCCACGCCUUAAACCCUUUCCCAUCAAUGAUAUGUCCUCUAUGCCCCUUUCUAUGUCUGUAAGCUGCAUUGACAGCUUGAGCACAUUUCAAAACGAUGUGGAUUCUCCAGGUCCCGUGGCCUCACAACGUUCUGUUCCAGCCACUGUGGUCUUCUCUCAUGAGAAGCAGCAUUUGGACCUUAGUAAGAAAGAAAGGGCCCUCUAUCAGCAUAAUGAGCCCUCUGGUGAUUUUUUCAUGGAGUCUAAGACCUCUAACACAAGUGAGGACAACAGAAACCACAGCAAAGAUUCACAGACCAAGAGUGGUGAAGAAUUAUGCCUAAAUCGUCUUUCUUCUAACAAGGAAAGCAGCAGCAGCAAUUUUGUGAACACGACAGGUGCGUUAGAGUGGCUGAUCGAGACUCUGAAGGAGAAGUGUUUGACUGAGCAAUGCAAAGUGGUGCUGGAGAGAUU